AUGUCUCCUCCAGACAUCCAGGUCUCCCCGUCAGGCGACGUUGGGGAGACGUCUACGAACCUUAUCGAAACCAAGGAACCUCGAAAUGACCCAGCUUCCGUGAAACCAAGCGGUGAAGCUACCUCUAAGGAUGACCAGAGCACGCCGGAUGCCACAGGGGACAAUAGCAUUGUAGACAACAUGGACUCUUCCAAGGGCGAGGAUGUUACGGCAGAAGCUUCUAAUGGAGGUGAACCACCCUCGUCAAUGGAGGAAAAGGACAAACCGACUUCAUCAGAGCCACCGAAACAGCUCACCCUUCAAUCCAAGCGUGGAAACCCUGGCCAAUUGCUCCAAGUCGACACGCAAAGAGACCAGCCCCCUCUCCCUCCCAAGAAAGACGAGCCAUACCUAGAUCCUACUCCUAAGACACCGCAGGCUCCACGAUCACCCACCGACAAAGACCUACCGGAAGUACCACAGGAUGACCUUCUCAGCGGAAGCAGCAGUACCAAGGCGAAAGCCGAAAGCGAGGAGAGGAAAAGCGAAGACUCCCAGUCAGAGAUACAAACAAUCAUGGGCCAAUUUUCAGACGAAAUCAGCAGUCUUCGCCAGGAAGAGAUCAUGUCUCCAAGGCUCGAACUAGCUGAACAAUUUCGGACUGGCCAGGGACAUUUCCCGCCUCGGAAGUCUAGCCUUGAACAGCCCGCCAAAGCAGAGGAGGAACCUGCUGAUGUCCAAGCAGCUUCCGUCUUGCCCAGUACCAGCAGCAGCAACCGCCAUUCCUUGUCUCCGCCCGCCGUACCGCCAAAAUCACCCCCUAGUGCCAACCCAGGGAAGCCAGCUACCGUUGAGAAGACUGAUAGCCAUCACGCUCCUUCAACUCCAAACUCGGCCGUCCCACCACCCCCAGAACCGGAGGCAGAACAGCCAUUUGACUUCCACCGCUUUCUAGAACAGCUACGACACCGAACUGCCGAUCCGGUAGCCAAAUUCCUACGCUCAUUCUUAACAGAAUUUGGCAAACGCCAGUGGAUGGUCCAUGAACAAGUAAAGAUAAUCAGCGACUUUUUGGCCUUUAUAACUAAUAAAAUGGCCCAAUGUGAUGUAUGGAAAGGUGUUUCUGACGUUGAGUUCGAUAACGCCAAAGAGGGAAUGGAGAAAUUGGUUAUGAACAGGCUCUAUACCCAAACGUUCUCGCCAACUAUUCCUCCCCCAACCCCUUCGCGAAGUAGAAGCCGAGGGAGGAGGAAGGAGAUAGAGAGGAUGCAUAAUCCUGGUAGACGUGGGCAGCAUCAAGAAGACGUUGAGCGUGAUGAGAUUCUGGCCCAGAAAGUUCGGAUUUACAGCUGGGUCCGAGAGGAGCAUCUUGAUAUCCCUCCUGUUGGUCCUAACGGACGGCGUUUCCUGCUUUUGGCCCAACAAGAACUCUUAAAGAUAAAAGGAUACCGUGCGCCGCGAGAUAAAGUUAUUUGCAUUCUGAAUUGCUGCAAAGUGAUAUUUGGCUUAUUGCGCAAUGCCAAAAGUAGUGAUACUUCGGCGGAUUCGUUCAUACCCCUAUUAAUUUAUGUGGUCCUAAAAGCAAACCCAGAACACUUGGUUUCCAAUGUGCAAUAUAUUCUCCGAUUCCGCAACCAAGACAAGCUAAGUGGGGAGGCAGGAUACUACUUAUCUUCUCUCUCUGGCGCUAUCCAGUUCAUAGAAACCCUGGAUAGGACCUCAUUAACUGUUAGCGAUGAAGAAUUCGAGCGAAACGUAGAGGCAGCCGUCUCCGCCAUAGCUGAGCGGAACCCAGAACCCGAAGACCCGCCAUCCGUACCGGAAAAGCCUUCUAAUAGCAAAUCGAGAGAACCAACACCGAGAGUCUCGGUUGAAACGGGCUCAAACUCUAGACAUAAGGAAUCUUCCCCGUCUCAUUCGCCCGUGACUGAUGAUAAUACUCCUGUUGCGGGAUUACUUCGAACGAUUCAAAAACCCUUAACCACCAUUGGGCGAAUAUUCUCUGAUGAUACAGAGUACCAACGAGAACGAUCGCCAUUCAAUUCGCAACACAAUUCAUCAGCAUCAGAGAAUGUAGCGUAUCCAGCUCAACGCUCGGAUAGUGACUCUUGGAGGGGCCAGGAGCGGUCGCGAGGACGUGAUGGAACUUCGCCUCAGCCUGCUACCCGCUUUGAUGCACAGGAGGCUGCCGCUCGUCAGGCAAGCGCCGAGUCGGCAGAGGCACGUCGGAUUCAACGAGCCGAGCAUAACGACGUGGUUGAGACACUUUCAGGCAUGUUUCCCAACUUGGAUCGAGAUAUAAUCGACGACGUCGUUAGCAUGAAGGAAGGAAGAAACAGGAGCUGGGCCAUCAAAGACGGACGGCCGCUCGCCUUUGUCCUGCACAGCGUCGUGAUGACCAGAAGGAAGAAGACUGUAGAGAGCAAAGGCGAGAGUGCUGCCAAUGUUCCCGCAACUUCGAGCCACCAGGAGCAAAAGCCACAAGGAUCUUCAGCGUAUCCGAAAGCUGUCAAAACUACGCCUGCAGAGCCCUCGACUUCUGCCCUCAUCAUUUCGCGCAAUAAGCACUGGCGGUAUAUCUCGUCCUUCCAUGGUCCCUGGCUCCAGCUGCCUCCUGAGAUACUCGAGAGUCUAGCAAACAGCAACUAUGCCUCGCCGCAGCCACAGCCAAUCGACCCGGCCGUGUUCUUCGACCUCAUCAAGAUCCGUCAACUGAUCGAAGAAGCCACUGAUCUCGCCGUUCGCGCAGUCAAUGGAACCACCUCUCCCCCCGGAAGCAAUUCUUUCAACUCGAGCUAUGGUCUGAUGGGGAGCGGGGGCGGAUCUAUGGGGAGCUCGAUGAGGGGGAGCAGAGGCGAUGGGACAACGAAGCUGAGCAGAGAACGACGGCAUCGCAUGCGAGAACACGCAUCGCAGAAACUAUCCAAGGCCUAUGCGUUGGAUGAGAUUGCUGCAAGCGUGGCAACGAUGCAGUCUGCCUCUGCGCUGGAGCAAGUGGCGAAGCUGGUUCUACAGCGAAACGAGCAUGACUGCGAUGCGAAAUAUGUACACUUUUUUCACGAGAAGAUCCCUUCCCGUUCCUUGGUGCAGUGCACGAGUCUACAGCCAUUAGAUGAUAUAAUUGCCAUACGACAGCUGGAUGGGGCUGUUUACCGGACCAGGGCAGUGGCUAAGAUGCUAAAGGACGACCUCGUUGGUGCAGCGAGGGAUCUUACGGAUGGACUUGCGGCUUGUCGUGCCUGUGCUAGGCAGCAUGACGAUGGCAAAAAAGAGGUAGAGCUCGCGAGCGAGAGCACCAAACGAAAAUCUACCCCGUCACGAUAUAAUCCGAAAAUAGAGGAGAAAGACCAGCCACGCGGCCUGGAGUCUCAGCUACUUUUCCACAGAGCAGGGGUGUACCUGAGCAUUGCAACCCAGCAUAUCCAUGAAGCAUUGAGCGCGUGGGAAAAGUCCAAGGAGGUUCGAGACUCGACUAAUGGCGACGGCCCCAAGGAAGUGAUUGAAAAUGGCGAGGGUCCAAUAGAGAAGCAAGCUCACCGGCGCUGGCUGGAGGCACGCAAGAUCGUCAAGACAAACGCUAGACGGGCUCUUCGGGACUAUCUAGCCUUCUUGUCGCUCAUUCCCUAUACACCGGGUCCAUCGCCUGAGACCAUGGCUGAUGGCACCGUGACGACGGUGUACAAGGUCCACCAAGUAUCGGCUCUGUUCUCUUCACAGCCUCCUGCGGAUCUCCCUCCAUACCCUGAGGAGUCCGAAGCGUUGACUCUCAAAGGGCAACGACCCAGGACUCCAACUGUCUGCCACGAAGCCGUGACCUAUCACCCUCUGCUCACCGACGCCCUCCAUUCUGUUCUGAUAUGCCACUCCAUCCUCCAGACGCCAGAAAAGGAGUUCCUCCGCCACGCUCACAUGGUAGCCCGAGUAGCACGCAUCUGUGACGGAUAUCCAAUCUUCCUCGCCCCCCGUUCCCCUUCCCGCUCCGACUGGAUGGAAAUCCUGCACCGCACGGACAACUGGCUCAAACUCAAGCAACCAUGGGAGAUACUCUGCGCUCCCGCACCGCUCCCGGGCCAUCCAACCGCAUACAAGAAGGGAUCACCCGAGUCAAUUGCGGCGGCAGCUGAGGCAGCCGGCCGUGAACUAGCUCUGGAGACCGGCCAGAAGGAAUUCCUUGACGAGAAACCAGUACACACUAACCAUAUUACCAACGCGGUGUUCAAGAGAUGGGCACAGGAAGACGCCAAGGGCUUUCCCUUCUGCAGCGAGCGAGCGGAGGCGGUUUCAUGGUGGAUUCGCAUGGCCCCUGUCUCUGCUGGCACGGGGCGCAACCGAGGUAAAAAGAGUGUUGGCAAUGGCAAGGAGGAGGCUGACAACGAGCAGAAACAGGGACUUGCAGACGAUAAAGAAGCAGACAUUUCUGUUCAAGAUCUGGCUAUUGAUUAG
Arthroderma uncinatum is the source of this 4422-nucleotide messenger RNA. RefSeq lists its product as uncharacterized. The record is from RefSeq and is a predicted model, not a curated record. NCBI's taxonomy places the organism in Eukaryota, Fungi, Ascomycota, Eurotiomycetes, Onygenales, Arthrodermataceae. Gene Ontology annotation, cellular component: endocytic vesicle; cytosol. Gene Ontology annotation, molecular function: guanyl-nucleotide exchange factor activity; small GTPase binding. Bases 1 to 4422 code for a protein of 1473 amino acids. Gene Ontology annotation, biological process: vesicle-mediated transport. The transcript is spliced from 7 exons.